AUGCCACCGAAUAGACCAUCUCAUAAACGACAGAAAUCAUCUAUUCUAAACCAAGGCAACUAUAAUUUUACACAAGAGGAGGUUAAGGAGGAGGAGGAGGAGGAAGAGGAACAAGAUAAACAAGGUUUACAACCAUCGCUACCUCCAUUUGCCAUUCCAGUGACACAUGCACAUACACAUACACAUACACAUACACCAGCUCAAGUUCAAGCCCUGAAAUACCCACAGGCACAAGUACAAGCGCAAGCAAAGAUACCCUCAACUUCUACAAACCUAGAUCCUUUGUCUUUGAUUAAUCAACAGAUCGAUUUUCCACACUCUUCAAACAGAAGAACAGACGAACAAGAUGUGUAUAAUUAUUGUUUUGCUCCUUCACAUACUCAAACACAUACACAUGCAUAUCAUAACCAACAGCAACAACAACAGCAACAUCACCAUCAUCAUCAUCAUUCGUUUGGUUCUAACGUUAAUCUCCGUCAACAUACACCACAAUCCCAACGUGUACAGUAUGAAUACAAUCAAGAGCUUCAAGGACUGGUGCCGAUCGAAAGACGCGUUGCUUCUACUGGCUAUGAUCGGUUUAAUGAUUUUCAUCCAAUAUCACCACCCCAACCUCUACCUACAACCAAUCCAAAUUACCAACAGGGCGGUACAUAUCAAACCGCAUCUGGCCCACCAUUGCAUCAGUAUCGUCAACAAUCACAACAACCACCACCACUUUCACAACAACAGCAGCAGGUACGACCAAUACUGCAUCUGCCACAGCAUACCUUCUUCAAUGAACCCAACAUUCAGCGUUCACAACAACCAAGUUCCUAUUAUAGAUCCACUACCUACAUCACCGAUCCUUCAGCGACUGGAUCUUUUGCAUUUAAUCCUGCAUCCUCACAAGCUCCUCCAGUUUACCCUACUACUUUAGAUCCCAAUCACUCAAAUCCACAACAACAGCAACAACAACAACAAGCACUAUACAGUUUUGAUCCCACUACUGGCAGUAGCAUUGGCAGACAGUACUCUAAUCAGUCGUUAUUCUCUGCCGCCUCACUUCAACCUACAAUGCAGGCAUCUUCUACUACGUCGGGCCCACUAUCUAUACCUAUAUCAGUAGUGACAACGGCACCUACUCCCGUACCUACAGCUACUGCUCCAACAGCACCUACUCCUGUACCUACAGCCACUGCCCCAACAGCACUGACUCGAGUCACUGCAGCACCUGCACAAGCUGUUGCUCCAGGACACCACAAAAAUGCCUUGUCCAUUUCUUCCCAUUUAACUUCAAUCAGUUUGGAAAGUCAAAAUUCUCCUGAACAUACCCUUACUACUGACCCUCGCAGAUUUCACCGUGACACCAACCCAGUUCUUGCUGAUCUUUUACUUGGCUUAUUUUCCGUUGAUGGGAACAACAUUGGAGCUUACUUGCAUUCGAUAAUUUACAAACUCAAUGCGCUGUUCCCCUUGGAUGAUUUCUACAAUUUGCUUUACAACAACGAUCGCCAGCUACCCAAUAGUGCCAAUUACAACUACAACCAAAAGAUCGACAAGACUCCAAUUGCAUUGAAUUCUCAUGAUACGACUGCUACAGUAAUGAAUCAAGUGUUGGACGUGUUUCGGAACCCGACAAUUUUACAUGAACAUUUCCCUCAUCAAGAAGGUCAAAAUCGGUUAUUUUCAAUAAAUUAUCACGAAUUACUACGUACAUUUCUUGCCAUCAAGAUCCUAAAUGAUAUGAUGAUUGAAGUGCCGCUGAAUAUGAAUCAAGAUUCAUUGACAUAUUCAAUACCGCGCUUGUCCAUCUUCAAGACGUAUUUCAUCAUUUGUCAAAAAUUGAUUACACGAUAUCCCAGUUCAUCAAACACCACCAAUGAACAACAGAAACUUAUUCUUGGCCAGUCGAAAUUGGGCAAAUUGAUCAAAAUGGUGUAUCCCAACUUGUCCAUCAAGAGAUUAGGCAGUAGAGGUGAGUCGCGCUACCAUUAUCUUGGCGUUAUUUGGAACGAACAUAUAAUCGACAACAAUGUCAAGCAAUUGUGUGAACAGCAUGAUUUGGCAAACUUGAGUGAGAUGUUCAGCGAGGGUGUUGGAGGCAGCUCUGAAGGUGGUGGAAGCACCGGAAGCAACUUUGAACAAAACGAGCAGAAUGUGUUGCUUCCAGAACGAGGUCUGAUGAGUGAUCGUCAAAUUGGUGCCAUUCCUUCAGGGGUAUCGCCAAAGAAACGAGGUAGAAAACGUAGUCGGUCAAGUGUCAGAGAAAAACUGUAUGGCACUGUUGGAACUGCAACCGAAACUAGUGAUGCCCCUCAUUCAGAUACGAUAUCGGUGCCUCGAUUAUCCUUUCUCAAGAAAGACCUGAAGUUCCCUCUCGAGUCCAGCUUCACUACGGUUUUAGUUGACAACAAUGAAGACAAAGAAAUAAGACCCAAUUGGUUUACGAAGUUACUCGAUGAUACUUAUGCAAAAUCGGACGUAAUUGAUCGAGAUUUAAUCAAGUUUAUAUUGCUCAACAACUCAAACUUGACACAAGAUUCAAACUUGCUUAAAAAUCUAUUAAAAUCAGUGUUUAAACCAAGUGCUGUAGCACAACCCCACACCACCACCGAUGAUAGUCAUGCCAAUAUUGACUUGUUAAUAUACACAAUCAUCCUAUUUGAGAGUCUACCAUACUUGCUACUAAUAGAACCAUCAGCCGAUAUCAAUAUGGUGACAAAUUUGCGAUUGAAUUUGCUAUACUUGAUUAAUCAUUUACCCGAUGAAUUGAAAUUGUUAAACUCGCCAGUUUUGCCUCUUGAAAACGCUGCCAAAUUUUUAAUUGUGGUCAAGAAGAUGAUCAAUUUAAAUGACUUGAUGAUUACGUUUAUCAAAUUGUUGAAUAAGAAAGAACUAAAUACAAUGAUGGUGGCUGAUAUACAGCAUUUUCUACUAGCUGAGCCUCAUGGCAUUGGGUUGCAACAAGGGAGUGGAAGAUGGGAAGUUGGCGAAGGAGAAGGAGAAGGUGAACAAGAUAGACAAGGUGGAGAAGGUGACGAGGGAGGAGCCAAUUUGUUACCUGGGUUCAAUGCUACGUCAAUUAGUGAAGUAAAGUUUAAUUUCAAAAAGGAUAUUUUAUCCAAUGAUUUGAUCCAUAGUUUAAUUGGAUUUCAAUUUGAUCCCAAUUCAACCGUGCAAUUGAAGAGAGGCAUUCCGGUAAAUACAAUAAAUGAGGACGUUACUAUACUUAACGAAUUUUUUAAAGUUGAUUUAUUAACGUUCUUAACACCGGAUGACUAUUACGAGACUGAAAAACCUCCAGCACCAAAGGACUCUUUUCUGAAGUCACACGCAUCCUCGUUGCGUCAUUAUCAACAAGAAGUGAGAACAAGUGUAGGGAGUAUAGUUCCAUUAUUGGCUCAUCCCCAGCCGAGCUUACAACAACAUGAGGCACCACAUAAUACAGCAUUUUACAGCCAACCAAUAGGUCAGCAACCUAUUGAGCCCAACACAGCUUCUUCAUCAUCAUCGAAUAUGGUAUUGACCACGAAUGAAAUGUCAAAAUUAAAAUCGUUACUAGCAUUAAUUGACACCAAGUUGCUAUCGCCGCAUUUCAAAUCUAGAUACCCUAUACAAUUGUAUAAUAGUUUCAUCACCUUUGUUUUGAAUGAUGUAUUGAAACACAUCUUCUUAAAACAACAGCAACGCAGUCAAGUUGGCCCAGUAGAGGAGAGUAGCACCUCUCAGGGCAACAGAGUUAAUCCAAUUAAAAAUCCUAAUUUCAGUCCAAGUUCGAGUGGAAAUAGUUUUGGUAGUUGGUGGGUCUUCAAUUCGAUUAUUCAGGAAUAUUUGAGUUUAUUGGGGGAGCUUGUCGUUGACAUGCACACUUACCAACAGAAUUCAAUAAAGCUCAUUGCAGGUAACUCGCAUAUUGAACUAUGUGAGAAAGUUGCUUCCAAAUUAUGCAUCGACAUUGCCCGCGUGGGGGCCUUCCAAUACACAAAUACCGAGACGGCGGUUGCCAUUGGUGAAUCCGUUCGUGAUGAAGACGUGUACAUCUUACAAACAGGCUGUGGAGAGACUGAAAUCAACGACUUCGUCAUGGAAUUACUAUUCAUGAUCAAUGCUUGUCGUAUUGCCAGUGCUAGAAGAAUAACGGCGGUUAUCCCCAGUUUCCCCUAUGCUCGACAAGACAAGAAGGAUAAAUCAAGAGCACCAAUAACUGCCAAAUUGAUUGCUAACUUGCUACAAACUGCCGGUUGUAAUCAUGUGAUAACGAUGGAUUUGCACGCGAGUCAAAUUCAGGGGUUCUUUAGCAUACCCGUUGAUAACUUGUAUGCUGAACCUAGCGUGUUGCGUUAUAUCAGAGAAAAGUAUAACAAAGACGACAUUAUUAUGGUGAGCCCUGAUGCCGGUGGAGCUAAACGAGUUGCCAGCUUGGCUGAUAAGUUAGACAUUCAAUUUGCAUUGAUCCACAAAGAACGUCAAAAGGCCAAUGAAAUCUCACGAAUGGUCUUGGUUGGUGAUGUCACUGACAAGACAUGUAUAUUGGUCGAUGAUAUAGCUGAUACUUGUGGUACUUUGUGCAAAGCUGCCGAUGUAUUGCUUGAAAAUAAAGCAAAUAAAGUCGUUUGCAUGGUUACUCAUGCUAUACUUUCGAAAAAUGCCAUUGAAAAAUUAAACAAUUCCAAGAUUGAUAAAUUGGUUUGUACAAAUUCAUUGCCUAUUCAAGACAAGUUGGCCAAAUGUCCCAAGAUGGAGACAUUGGAUAUUAGUGCUACAUUGGCUGAGGCAAUAAGAAGACUACAUAACGGAGAAAGUGUUAGUUAUUUAUUCAACCAUGUACCGGAAUAA
This is a messenger RNA of Lodderomyces margitis, 4818 nucleotides long. RefSeq lists its product as uncharacterized. The transcript has 2 exons. NCBI's taxonomy places the organism in Eukaryota, Fungi, Ascomycota, Pichiomycetes, Serinales, Debaryomycetaceae. The coding region runs from base 1 to 4818 and encodes 1605 amino acids. Gene Ontology annotation, molecular function: DNA binding; magnesium ion binding; ribose phosphate diphosphokinase activity. Gene Ontology annotation, cellular component: ribose phosphate diphosphokinase complex; cytoplasm. Gene Ontology annotation, biological process: 5-phosphoribose 1-diphosphate biosynthetic process; regulation of DNA-templated transcription; ribonucleoside monophosphate biosynthetic process. The record is from RefSeq and is a predicted model, not a curated record.